This is a messenger RNA of Soboliphyme baturini, 2268 nucleotides long. The record is from the annotation of a GenBank genome assembly. NCBI's taxonomy places the organism in Eukaryota, Metazoa, Nematoda, Enoplea, Dioctophymatida, Soboliphymatidae.
UAUUCUUCUAGCACAGCUGCCGGACCUAAAGAAACCGUUGUCGGCUUUCGUAACGCUGCAGCAUCCGAAACAAUUCGCGAAUCUCAACGAGGUGUCAUGCCCGACGAAAUUUCUUUUUCUACUACUUGCUCCGGACUUUCACAGCAUGGACGAGCUUCUGUCCAUCGGCCAGUGCGCAGGGGCCCUGCUGACUGAUCCUAACUUUCGGCUUGUAGCUUCUUACUCACAGGACGUCACGGAAAUCGUCUGCGGCAUUGACGAAUUCUACAGGGAUUCGAUCAUGAUCCCUCCGGGAAAAUGGCACUGUGACGUUAGGCUGGAACCGAACGAACAAAUUCAAGAAAUCGAGGUUGAAAAGAAAUUGCCAGUCUUGUCGUCCGACAACAUGAUAGAUCUUGAAGGUCUACAAUACACUGGGAAGAUUUUUGGUGGACUGAUGGAGGAUAUCAAAAGAAGAAUGCCAUAUUACCUGUCUGACUUUAAAGAUGGCUUUUCUGGCUGGCGGGCAUUUUCUCAGUGCAUGGCUGCGGCGUUUUUUCUCUUCUUUGCUAAUCUAACCAAUAUUAUUGCCUUUGGAGGCAUCAUGGGCAGUCUGCUGGACAAUAAUAUGGCCGUAACGGAAUGCAUCAUCGCAGCGAUCAUUAGCGGAUGCCUGUUUGGCUUUUUCGCGGGACAGCCAUUAUGCAUCAUGUCCGCCACGGGGCCGGUGCUGAUGUUCGAAGCGUUGUUUUACGAAUUUUGCACGUGCGUUCUAGUAACUCACAUGAGCAGUGAUUUAGUUUUACCGGUGCCUUCGGAUUUCAGAGAACGGGACUGGCCAUUUCUCCCGGCUAGAUUUUGGCUAUGUUUCUGGGCUGCCAUAAUCCUGCUGAUUCUGGUCGCCGCUGACGCUUCUUUCCUUGUUGCGUACAUAACGCGCUUCACUGAAGAAACCUUCGCCACGCUGAUCGCCGUCGUCUUCAUCGUGGAGUCUUUUGAGGCAAUGGCGCAAAUUGGCCAAAAGACUCCGUUUACAAGGAAUUACGAGGCGCUUUUGGCAGAUCCAUGUGUCUGUAACGUCAUCACAAACGAAACGUUCGCAGUGUAUAAAAACUUCACCUCCACCGAAUGUGAGAAGAUGAACGGCACUCUCAGUGGCUUACAGUGCAACUUCAAACCAGACGUCUUUUCGUUUUCGAUCGUGCUGUUUUGUGGCGGCUUUCUGUUUUCCUUCUGGUUGGACAAGUUCAAAGACAGCCGCUUCUUUACAAACCGAAUUCGAGAAAUGAUAUCAGACUUUUCUCUACUUUUAUCCAUAUUCAUCAUGACCUUGAUAAAUUAUCUGGUAGCCCUACCGAUUCCUUCCUUGACAGUACCAACGGAAUUCAAGGUAAGCUCAUUCGCAUUCAUGUUCCAUACGAUAUUGCAAACCUUCAUCCUGCAGCCCACGUUCGACCGUAGCUGGAUAGUGAACCCGCUUCACAUUGGACACUGGUCAGAGCCAUUGAUCAUAUUCUUCCCUGCGUUAUUGUUGGUCGUGCUGAUAGUGAUGGACCAACAUGUGACGACCGUAAUGCUGAACCGGAAGGAAAAUCAGCUCAGGAAAGGAUUCGGCUAUCAUCUGGAUCUGCUGGUGGUAGUAAUUUUGACGAUCAUCGCUGGCAUAAUGGGAAUACCGUUAUUUCUAUCUGCCACUAUCCUGUCGCUGACACAUAUGCACGUACUCCGGAUGAACUCUAAAAACACAGCCCCGGGAGAUAAGCCUAUAUUUUUGGGAGUACGAGAGCAGCGUUUUAGCACAGUGUUUGCACACAUACUUAUGGGUCUAUGUAUUUUAAUGGCACCAAUAGAAAGGCACAUACCAAUUCCGGUUCUGCUUGGCAUUUUUCUAUACAUGGGCAUCAGCUGUUUGGUGAAUAUAGAGUUUUUUCAACGUAUCCUUCUUUUCUUCACACCAAUGAAAAACCAGCCAAACUUUAGUUAUCUUCGACUGGUUCCCGUUCGAAGAAUACAUAUGUUCACUGUAUUCCAGAUAAUCGGCCUUGCAGCGCUGUGUAUUGUAAAUUACGUCGACGUCAUCGAGCUGUUCUUCCCUCUUAUGCUCAUCGCUUUGGUUGCUCAGCGAAAAGCGUUGGAGUGGUGCUUCAACGAACAGGAGCUGUGCAUUUUGGACGAUCCUUUGCCGCCAUGGAAAAUGCUGAGAAAAUCUACUCCUCUAGACAGCAGUUAUGCUACGAAACUUAUAAGAAAUUUUGGACUGUCCAGCAAAGAAUCAUAUGCACUAUAACG